AUGACCCGGAAAGUACUUACAAAGGAACAAAAUUUUCUUUCCGAUCUAAGAUCGGUCAGAAAAAUAAGCAUACGAAAUGUAGAUCGGUCAGAAUCUGACCCCUCAAAAUAUCAAUCCUCUUCAGAUGACGAUUUUAUCGAUCCAAACGUACCCUCUACCUCAAAAAACACUCAAAUAAGAACAAAGUUACCUACGUUAGGUCUUGUAUGCGAUAAAUAUGGUACAUCUGAUCUAUCAGCUGCUGCGAUUGCUAGUGCAGUAUUAAAAAAUGUAGGAAUAAUUACCACAGAAGAUCCGUCGAAAAUAGUUGACAAAAAUAAAGUGAGAGAGAAGAAAAACGGUAGAUUAUACAAGAAAACUGUUGUCGAAGAACACGUAUCGCUUAUCGAAGAAACUGAAUCUAUCUACGAGGGUAUAUCAAAUAUAAACGGGACUGUUCAGAUUAAAACUUCCUAA
Molecule: messenger RNA, 456 nt
Organism: Psylliodes chrysocephalus
Lineage: Eukaryota; Metazoa; Arthropoda; Insecta; Coleoptera; Chrysomelidae
Source: the annotation of a GenBank genome assembly